Messenger RNA from Tarenaya hassleriana, 1426 nucleotides. RefSeq names its product F-box/kelch-repeat protein At1g15670-like. Bases 240 to 1316 code for a protein of 358 amino acids. The transcript has a single exon. Gene Ontology annotation, biological process: regulation of phenylpropanoid metabolic process; negative regulation of cytokinin-activated signaling pathway. NCBI's taxonomy places the organism in Eukaryota, Viridiplantae, Streptophyta, Magnoliopsida, Brassicales, Cleomaceae. The record is from RefSeq and is a predicted model, not a curated record. Gene Ontology annotation, molecular function: protein binding.
CUCUUGAUCGAACGAUAUUCCAAAAACGAGAAAAGGAAACUCUCUUCCUUUUUUUUUCUGUAAUUCGAGAAAAAGGAAACUCCUCUCCGUCCAAAAGCUUCGAUCUUUAUUUUUCCUUCUUAGAAAAUCUUCAGUCGUCUCUUUUCCCUUGAGCAAAAGUUUCGAUCUUUAAUUACCACAAAAACAACAACAACAACAACAACUACGAUCUUUCUUCGUUUUUGGAUCUAUAUAUCGAGAUGGGGCUGAUCCCUGAUCUUUCCGACGACGUUGCCCGCGAGUGUCUCUUACGCGCCUCCUACGCGCAAUUUCCGGCGAUCUCUUCCGUCUGCAAAAGCUGGAAGCGAGAAAUCUCCCUCCCUGAAUUUUUCCGACGACGUAGAGCUUGCCGCCAUAGCCAGAAGCUUCUGGUAAUGGCCCAGGCCUGGGUCGACCCGGUUAAGAAAUCCGGAACCCGACCCGGUAAGACCUUUUCCAGUCCGACUUUCCGGAUCUCGGUCCUCGAACUCGGUUCGGGUCUCUGGACCGAGCUUCCUCCGGUUCCGGGUCUCCCCAAUGGCUUGCCUCUGUUCUGCAGAUUGGCCGCAGUCGGGUCGGAUCUUGUAGUGCUGGGUGGGCUUGACCCGGUGACAUGGCAGGCAUCCGAUUCGGUUUUUAUCUUCAGCUUCCUGUCCUCCACGUGGCGCCUCGGCGCGAGCAUGCCAGGUGUACGGCGCUCGUUCUUCGGUUGCGCGUCGGAUUCCGACCGGACGGUGUUCGUCGCAGGCGGGCACGACGAAGACAAGAACGCGCUGACGUCAGCGAUCUCGUAUGACGUGGCGGAGAACAGGUGGGUCCCUUUGACCGACAUGGCUAGGGAGCGAGACGAGUGCUUGGCGAUCUUCCACGGUGGCAGAUUCCACGUCGUCGGAGGAUAUACGACGGAGGAGCAGGGGCAGUUCUGUAAAAGCGCCGAGUCCAUAGACAUCUCCACGUGGCGGUGGGGACGGGUAUCGGAGGGACACCUGCAUUCGUCCACUUGUCAGCCGGUGUGCGCCGCCGAUGAAAACGGGGAGCUGUACGCGUGCUGCCGCGGCGAAGUGACGGCGAAGAGUGAUGAGACGUGGCAGAAAGCGAUGGAGAUACCUGCUGACGUGUACAAUGUUGCUUACGUGGCAGCAGUGGGCGAACGGAAGUUAGUGGUGAUUGGGUCGGCUAGAUUCGGCGAUCCCACCGUGGCAUACGUCGGUGACCUGAACACUUCGGAGUGGGUAAAAGUGGAAAGUAGUGAAAAAUACGAAGGCCACGUUCAAACCGCUUGUUUUAUGGAACUUUAGGAGCUCCGUAUAUAAUAUUGUUUACUCUACUACGAUAGUGGCAUUUGUAAAUAUGGGUUGUUUUGGGCCGAAUAAAUUCCCCUCGUGGCCCAUAAGCCCAUUGACAAUUU